Molecule: messenger RNA, 2309 nt
Organism: Myotis brandtii (Brandt's bat)
Lineage: Eukaryota; Metazoa; Chordata; Mammalia; Chiroptera; Vespertilionidae
Gene: ST3GAL2
Product: ST3 beta-galactoside alpha-2,3-sialyltransferase 2
Exons: 7
Coding region: 1185-2237 (350 amino acids)
Molecular function (GO): beta-galactoside (CMP) alpha-2,3-sialyltransferase activity
Source: RefSeq, a predicted model, not a curated record
UCCUCGCGAGCACGGAUGGAAACGGUACCCGGGGUGCGGCGCGGUUCGCGGGGCGGAGGCUUCUCCUGCAGCCGAGUUCGGCUGCAGCCGGCACAGCCGCGUCUAGGAGGCAGCCUGGGCUGGUUGGCACCUUCCUGGGAACCCAAGGGUCAUGCUGAGGCAGCCGGGCGCCUGACAAGCGAGGGGAACCUGCCAAGGGAUUACUGCUAGCAGGAGCUGACGGCAAGACGGCAGGACGGCUGGCCCCUGGGGAGCGGGGAUGGGCAGAGCAGCCUCUGAGUUCGGGCCAGCAGCACCAGGAAGGAGGCCUGGGCUCUGGCUGGGAGCCUGGCACACGCUCUGCUGACCCAGAUGACCCAGACUGCGUUCAUAGCAGCACGCCGCUGAGCAGCAGCUGUGCCCAGGCCCCAGGACUCCAUUGCUGCAGGAGCUCUGCACCCCCUUAGGACACUGCAGUGGGGCUGGGACCGUCGGGAGAAGGGACCUGGACCUCGAUGGGAAGUGGAAGGACAGAACCUGACGCAAGGAGGAUCUUGGUCUCUGCAGCAGGGUUUUGUGACACCCACAGAGCGUCCUGGUUUCUUCCCUCAGGGUUGGGGCCCGGGUCCCCUCCCCUGGCAGAGGGGUUGGGGCCGGAGGACCAUCUGAGGGGUGGCUGCCUCUUGCAUGGAAUCAAGGCUGCUUGAAGCCCACAUGUCCUCUGUUGCGAUUGGGGUUCAAGGGCUUCCCUGCUGCAGGGGGCGAGGGGCUGCCUCGGUGUCUGCUCAUGAACCACAAGGACCUCGACUACUCCAGACUGGAUCAUUUCAAGCCGCCAAAGAGGGGGACCCCCAGCGCUGGCAGCCAGCAAGCCCGAUGGACUAGAAGGCUGGAAUGGACUGACCUCCCCCUUGCCAGGGCAGCGGGAGAGGCAGAGCAUCUGUGGCCCAGCUAGUGACAGAGGGACCCAAUGAAGCCAUAAGCAGGGGCCCAAGUGGCUCAGGGACAGGGGAGCCACUCUUGCCCACGUGCUUUCUCCUGACCUUGAGAUCGGGCGUGGCCUGGGACGCCUGCUGCCAUCUGCUCUGCAGCACACGCCCUUAUGCCCUAGAACAGGCAGGCCUGCCAGUGGCUGGGAAAGGAGUGGCCGCAGGGACACCGGCCGCCCUCCGGGCUGGUGGUCCAGCCUCCCGGGGCCUCGCACCAUGAAGUGCUCCCUGCGGGUGUGGUUCCUCUCCGUGGCCUUCCUGCUGGUGUUCAUCAUGUCACUGCUCUUCACCUACUCUCACCACAGCAUGGCCACCCUGCCCUACCUGGACUCGGGGGCCCUGGGGGGCACCCACCGGGUGAAGCUGGUGCCUGGCUAUGCCGGCCUGCAGCGCCUCAGCAAGGAGGGGCUCGCUGGCAAGAACUGUGCCUGCCGCCGCUGCAUGGGCGACGCCGGGACCUCCGACUGGUUUGACAGCCACUUCGACAGCAACAUUUCCCCUGUCUGGACCCGAGAGAACAUGGAUCUGCCGCCUGAUGUCCAGAAGUGGUGGAUGAUGUUGCAGCCCCAGUUCAAGUCACACAAUACCAAUGAGGUGCUGGAGAAGCUGUUCCAGAUAGUACCAGGCGAGAACCCCUACCGUUUCCGGGACCCCCAGCAGUGCCGGCGCUGUGCUGUGGUGGGGAACUCCGGCAACCUGCGGGGCUCUGGCUAUGGGCCAGAUGUGGACAGGCACAACUUCAUCAUGAGAAUGAAUCAGGCACCAACUGUGGGCUUUGAGCAGGAUGUUGGCAGCCGAACCACCCACCAUUUCAUGUACCCUGAGAGUGCCAAGAACCUGCCCGCCAACGUCAGCUUUGUGUUGGUGCCCUUCAAGGCCCUGGACCUGCUGUGGAUCGCGAGCGCCCUGUCCACGGGACAGAUCCGAUUUACCUAUGCGCCAGUAAAGUCCUUCCUUCGAGUAGACAAAGAAAAGGUCCAGAUCUACAACCCAGCCUUCUUCAAGUACAUCCAUGACAGGUGGACAGAGCAUCAUGGGCGGUACCCUUCCACAGGGAUGCUGGUGCUCUUCUUUGCCCUGCACGUGUGUGAUGAGGUGAACGUGUACGGGUUCGGGGCUGACAGCCGGGGCAACUGGCACCACUACUGGGAGAAUAACCGGUACGCGGGCGAGUUCCGGAAGACCGGCGUGCACGACGCCGAUUUCGAGGCCCACAUCAUCGACAUGCUGGCCAAGGCCAGCAAGAUCGAAGUCUACCGAGGCAACUGAGAAAGGUCUGGCCGCGACUCUUCCCGCCCGCCGCCCAGCGCCUGUGCGCGCUCCGGGUCGGGACCCUAGACC